AUGAAAAGAAGAACAGAUAUUAAGAGCAUAUGUGUAGCAGUUAUUAUAGGAGUAUGCAGUGGAUAUUACAUUUUUAGUCCCAUAAUUGAUAAUAUGAAGGAUAAUAUAAAUAGCAUAAAUAACAAAACUGAAAAGGAAAAUAAAUAG
Plasmodium yoelii is the source of this 147-nucleotide messenger RNA. Its product is annotated as conserved protein, unknown function. The record is from RefSeq and is a predicted model, not a curated record. Bases 1 to 147 code for a protein of 48 amino acids. The transcript has a single exon. NCBI's taxonomy places the organism in Eukaryota, Apicomplexa, Aconoidasida, Haemosporida, Plasmodiidae.